This is a messenger RNA of Aplosporella prunicola CBS 121167, 1455 nucleotides long. RefSeq lists its product as uncharacterized. Bases 74 to 1051 code for a protein of 325 amino acids. Gene Ontology annotation, biological process: actin filament depolymerization; barbed-end actin filament capping. The record is from RefSeq and is a predicted model, not a curated record. Lineage: Eukaryota; Fungi; Ascomycota; Dothideomycetes; Botryosphaeriales; Aplosporellaceae. Gene Ontology annotation, molecular function: actin filament binding; actin monomer binding. The transcript has 3 exons. Gene Ontology annotation, cellular component: actin filament; cytoplasm.
CAGCCACCACCUCACCACACCCCCACGCCCAACGCAAUCACUCCAACCCACAACCACCACCACCACCGCAACAAUGCAGUCCGGAAUAUCAGCCUCCCAAGAGCUGCACACAGCCUUUGCAACCCUCACAAGCGACAGCACGCAGCGGGCGCUCCUCGCCACCAUCAAAGACGAGGCCCUCGUGCCGUCGGACACCAUCGCGGCACAGGGGGACUUCCUGUCGGACCUCUCGCUGCUCGCGCCGCACCUCACCCCCAACGCCGCGCUCUACAUCCUGCUGCGGCUCGACAGCCCCGGGGCCAACAACGGCGUCUGCGCCGGAAUAACGUACGUGCCGGACGCGGCGCCCGUGCGGCAAAAGAUGCUGUUCGCGUCGACGCGGCUGACGCUCGCGCGCGAGCUCGGCGGCGACCAGUUCGCGGAAACGUUUUUCGCGACGACGGCCGAGGAGCUGAGUGCCGAAGGGUGGAAGCGGCAUUUGGCGCAUGUGAGCGACGAGGCGCCGUUGACGCAGGAGGAGCUCGACCUGCGGAAUAUCAAGGAGGCCGAGGCGCUGGAGAGCCAUGGGACGGGUGCCCGUAGGGUCCAGACGAGUGGCCAUCUUAGCAUGCAGGUCCAGGAGGGCGUGGUGGAGGCGCUGAAGAGGCUGGGGGAGGGCGGCGAGGAGAAUCUCGUCCAGCUCAACAUCGACGUCCCGACCGAAACGAUCCAGCUCGCCUCCAGCAGCACCGCCACCGCCUCCACGCUCCGCAGCGCCAUCGCGCCCCACGAACCCCGCUACUCCUUCUACCGCCACACGACCGCCGACGCGCCCCUGCUAUUCAUCUACACCUGCCCGCCGACGUCCAAAGUCAAAGAGCGCAUGGUCUACGCCGCGUCGCGCGGCUUCGCCGUCCACCUCGCCGAGCACGAGGCCCAGCUCGCCAUCGCCAAGCGCCUCGAGUUCAGCAGCCCAGAGGACAUCGACGAGGGCGCUGUCGACGAGGAGUUUGCGCCGCGCGAGGAGAAGAAGGCCGGGUUCUCGAAGCCGAAGAGGCCGGGGAGGCGUUAGGUGCUGUCUGUGUUGGGGGUGGGGGGGACGCCGCUUGAUGCUUCAUGCUUGAUGGUAGAGUGCGCGUUGUGCCUACUACAUAGCGUGGUUAUAGAUGCUGUGUCUCGAGAUUUUUACUGGCCUUGGUCUGCCGACGUAGCGUGCCUAUACAAAUAGAGUAUCCCGCCAAUUGCGCAAGAGAAACGAAGAAAACAGGUACCGUGCGCCAUGCACAGCGCGCAUAGAAAGCAGAAAGAAAGACAAAUCUCUCAGUUCAGUUCAGCCGCACAAGAAGCAACACCAACAUCAAACAUCAACAACACGUAGCCCAUGCCACCAACCCCACCGCAAGCCCAAAAAGGAUGAGGAUAUGUAGUUCUCUUCUUGACAAAGUAUCAAAUACAUACAGAUAGUAUCAGCCCCCC